Messenger RNA from Oncorhynchus gorbuscha (pink salmon), 1598 nucleotides. RefSeq names its product ubiquitin-associated domain-containing protein 1-like. Gene Ontology annotation, molecular function: protein binding. The record is from RefSeq and is a predicted model, not a curated record. Lineage: Eukaryota; Metazoa; Chordata; Actinopteri; Salmoniformes; Salmonidae. The transcript has 10 exons. The coding region runs from base 262 to 1515 and encodes 417 amino acids.
CUAGGUUCAAAGGUUAAUCAUAACCAACACAAUAGUAUACUUGGCAAGUUGCUCGGCUCUUGGAGAAAGAUAAACAACUCUUUGCGAAAUUAACAGCACAAUGCUAUAGCAUUGAAGUCCGAUCAAACUGUUUGAAAAUCAUAAGUGUAGGUGUUUACACUAUUGUCGCUGUUUUUCGAAGGCACUAGCUAAUGUUAGCAAAUUUAACGUAGCCAUCACUGAACUGGCUCGCUAGCUAUAUAGUUACACACAACUACAGCUAUGUUUGUGCAAGAAGAGAAGAUAUUCGCUGGAAAAAUAUUAAAAAUCCACAUUUGUACUAUGGAGGGUACAGAGUGGUUGGAAGAAGUAACAGAGGAUACCACUAUCGAACAACUCAAAGAGAAGUGCUUGAAACAUUAUGUACAUGGAAGCCUCGAAGACCCCAAAACAAUCACACACCAUAAACUUGUCCAUGCUGCCACGGAAAGGAUCCUCACAGAAACUAAAACGGUUGCAGAUGAAAAUCUAAAAGAUAAAGAUUUUCUUCUACUGAUAAAGAAGAGACCACUGCCACCCCCGCUGAAAAUAGCUGACAUAACUGCAGAGGAAAAGAAGAAGCAGGAUAACAAGGCUCCAGAUAAAGAUGCCAUCCUGAAGGCCACCGCCGGCCUGUCCACCCGCCACACAGACCGCACUGUCACCCAGCAUAACAUCAGAGAUUUUCAGACGGAGCUCAGGAAAAUCCUUGUCUCUCUCAUUGAAGUGGCCCAGAAGCUUCUCGCCUUGAACCCCGAUGCUGUGGAGCUCUUCAAAAAGGCCAAUGCCAUGCUGGAUGAGGAGGAGGAGGACCGGGUGGAUGAGACGACCCUUCAGCAGCUGACUGAGAUGGGUUUCCCUGAGAGCAGAGCCAUCAAAGCUCUCAGGCUCAACCACAUGUCAGUGACCCAGGCCAUGGAGUGGCUGAUUGAGCACGUAGACGACCCCACGGUGGACACCACCCUGCCCGGCCAGGGCACCCCAGGAGCAGUAGGAGCCACAUCACCACCCCUGAUCCCCUCUAUCUCUGCCUCAUUUCCAAACCUCCUCCGCACCGUCUCCCAGACUAACACAGAUUCCGCCGCAAGGCAGGACGAACUCACUGAGAUCUUCAAGAGAAUCCGAAGGAAAAGAGAGUUCAGGCCUGAGUCACGGGCUGUCAUUGCGUUGAUGGAUAUGGGCUUUGAUGAGAAGGAAGUGGUCGAUGCCCUGAGAGUCAAUAACAACCAACAGGAUGCUGCAUGCGAGUGGCUGCUGGGGGACAGGAAGCAGUCUCCGGAGGACUUGGAUAAAGGCAUCGACAUCAACAGUUCUCUGUUCCAGGCCAUCCUGGAGAACCCUGUGGUCCAGCUGGGCCUCACCAAUCCCAAAACACUGCUGGCGUUUGAGGACAUGUUGGAGAACCCUCUGAACAGCACCCAAUGGAUGAAUGACCCUGAGACUGGGCCAGUCAUGCUGCAGAUCUCCAGAAUCUUCCAGACACUCAACCGCACGUAGAGUGUGUGAGUGUGUGAGUGUGUGAGUGUGUGAGUGUGUGAGUGUGUGAGUGUGUGAGUGUGUGGGGUGAGCUUGCUUGUGUG